Molecule: messenger RNA, 1404 nt
Organism: Malassezia globosa CBS 7966
Lineage: Eukaryota; Fungi; Basidiomycota; Malasseziomycetes; Malasseziales; Malasseziaceae
Biological process (GO): malate metabolic process; pyruvate metabolic process
Cellular component (GO): mitochondrion
Molecular function (GO): malate dehydrogenase (decarboxylating) (NAD+) activity; NAD binding
Source: RefSeq, a predicted model, not a curated record
AUGAAGACGGUGCCACUUGUCUACACACCGACAGUCGGUGAUGCAUGCCUGAACUUCUCUCGGAUGUUCCGUCGUCCUGAAGGACUUACCUUGUCGAUUGAUGACAAGGGCGCUAUCGAAAAAUGCAUCGAAAACUGGCCACGUCCAGCUGAUGCACCACGUGUGGCCGUCAUCACAGAUGGCUCGCGAAUUCUUGGUCUUGGCGACCUUGGCUGGAACGGUAUGGGUAUUGCCAUUGGCAAGCUGUCCUUGUAUGUGGCAGGUGCUGGCGUGCACCCCCAGUCGGUCAUGCCCAUUGCUGUUGAUGUUGGUACAGACAAUGAAGAAUUGCUGAACGACCCGAUGUACUUAGGACUUCGUCGCCGACGUCCCAGCACUGAGGAAUUAGUCGAGUUCGUCGACGAGAUUAUGGAGAAGCUUCAUGCUCACUACCCGAGUCUGAUCAUUCAGUUUGAGGACUGGAGCAGUGAACAUGCCUUCAUGUUCCUCGACCGGUAUAAGGACAAGUACCCUAUGUUCAACGACGACAUCCAAGGCACGGGUGCUGUGAUUUUGGCUGGUCUCAUAAGUGCCACACGUCUCGUGGAGAAGGAAACAAAGAAGUCAUCGGACCAUCGCAUUUUGAUGGUGGGCGCUGGCUCAGCAUCUGUGGGUGUGGCGAAGCAACUGAUGUCGUUCUUCACUCUGAAUGGCAUGUCGGAGGCACGCCUGCGGAUUUGGACAACUGACUCCAAGGGCCUUGUGACCAUGAACCGCGGUGACAAGCUCCCUGACUACAAGCAAUACUUUGCGCGCCGCGACAAUGGUGACAUGCAACUGAAGGAAUUGUCCGACAUUAUCGACUAUGUGAAGCCAACUGUAUUGCUCGGAUUGUCGACGAUACAUGGCCUUUUCGAUGAAAAGAUCCUUCGUAAGAUGGCCGAUCUGAACGAACGACCCAUCAUAUUCCCACUUAGUAACCCAACGAGCAAGUCCGAGUGCACGUUUGAAGAAGCACUCACACACACAGAUGGCCGUUGUGUAUUUGCUGCUGGUUCGCCAUUUGGCACUGUCAACUUCCACGGCAAACAGCGCUUUGCGGAUCAGGGUAACAACUUCUACAUCUUCCCUGGUCUCGGUCUGGCAGGCGCUCUGGUCAAGGCAAAGCAUAUGGAUCAUAAGGUCAUUACGGAGGCGGCUGUUGCGCUGGCAGACUCCAUGACCAAAGACGAGGUUGACGAAGGCCGUCUGUACCCCAAGCUAGGACGUGUGCGAGAAAUCUCGCAGUAUGUCGCGUUCCGCUGCAUUAAAGUGCUCAACAAAGAUGGCCUUUGCCGAGACGACGGUAUCACGGCUUCCAUGAGCGAUGACGAGCUCUUCCGUUAUGUCGGCGAUCACAUGUGGGAACCACAUUAUGAGCACUAA